UUGCUAGAAGUGGCCCUCGCACACUCAAUUCCUGUAUCUCAUCCAAAUCGCACACACAUAUGGACACAAUCCACAGUUGGAAGACAAGGUCAUCUCGAGACUCGACUGCCCUUAAUCAACAAUCACCUCUUCUUCAAUCUUGAGUCACAUCCAAUCUAUACCCAAUUCAUAAAAACCAUCGAUUUCUGUCCCCUUUUCUUCCAAAACCCUCAGAGUUUUGAUCUUCUCCGUACAAAAAUGGAGGGCACAUUCCUCCCAAACAGACCAGCUCUCCCUCUCCAGUUGACAAAACCUACACAAUCAACCCAACAACAAAGACUCGGAUUCAAUCCAACAACUCUCCCGCCACAACCACCGUCUCCACAAUCUUUCCCCAUUGAUCCUCUCGUCCAACACCUCAUUCACCUCUCUUCACCGCCACCGACCACCACCCACAAGCAGAAACCUAUACGAUCAGUAAAAUCAAGCAACACCCACAUCGAAUUCCCUUCUACUCGCAGUUACUCAAAAAAGCAUGCCCCCAAUCGAACACAUUUCAGGAAGCCUUAUUCAAGUUCACUCCUUACCCUUGAAGACCCGAAAGUUCAAUUGGCGGGUAUUGAUGGUGAUGGUGAUGGGUCGCUUGAUUUUCUUUCAAUUGAGUGUAAGUCUAUGCUGGAUUCUAUCUUGGAACAGUCUUCAUCCAGUUUACAUUUAUUCUUUUAUUCCGUUAAGUUCAAGUUGAUUGAACUCGAUUUGGUUAGCCUAUUAAAGGGUUUAGAUCGUUCGGGUAACUGGGAAAAAGCCCUUUCUUUGUUCGAAUGGGUACUGGAGGAUUCAAGGACUAAUCAAAGCUUCAAUAUUGACAACCAAAUGAUCGAAUUAAUGGUCAAAAUCUUGGGUAGGGAGUCACAACAUACGAUCAUGUCAAAGCUCUUUGAUAAGUAUGGUGUUGGGGAUUAUUCUCUAGAUGUUCGUGCUUUCACUACUAUUAUCCAUUCGCAUUCAUGUACAGGAAAGUAUGAAAAAGCCAUUUACUUGUUUGAUCGCAUGAAAGCAAUUGGACUUUCCCCAAAUUUGGUCACUUACAAUGUAAUGUUGGAUGUUUAUGGGAAAAUGGGUCGUUCUUGGGACAAAAUCUUGAAUCUGUUAACUGAAAUGAAAACCGAAAAGCUUGAAUUCGAUGAGUUCACUUGUAGUACAGUGAUAUCCGCAUGUGGUAGAGAAGGUUUAUUAGAGGAAGCAAAGACAUUUUUCGCAAGUCUAAAAUCUCAAGGCUAUAAACCAGGAAUCUUUACCUAUAAUUCUCUACUCCAAGUGUUUGGGAAGGCCGGAAUGUACUUAGAGGCAUUAAACAUCUUGAAAGAAAUGGAGGAAAACAAUUGCACACCCGAUUUAGUCACUUAUAACGAGCUUGUGGCUGCUUAUGUGAGAGCAGGGUUCCAUGAAAAGGGGGUUGAUUUAAUCAACACAAUGGCUCAAAAGGGUCUAAAACCGAAUGCAAUCACGUAUACAACGGUUAUAGAUGCAUAUGGGAAAUGUGGAAAAGAAGAUAAGGCGUUGAGUCUAUUUAAUGUAAUGAAGAAAUCCGGUUGUGUUCCUAAUGUUUGUACUUAUAAUGCGAUUCUUGGAAUGUUAGGUCGAAAAUCAAGGUCCGAAGAGAUGAUGGAGAUUCUUCUCGAUAUGAAAUCGAAUCGAAUUUCACCAAAUCGUGUCACAUGGAACACGAUGCUUGCUAUGUGUGGGCAAAAGGGUAUGCAUCUUUAUAUGAAUUGGGUGUUACGUGAGAUGAAAAGUUGUGGUUUUGAACCCGAUAGGGACACGUUCAACACAUUGAUAAGUGCAUAUGGGAGAUGUGGAUUGGAAAUUGAUGCGGGUGAAGUUUAUCGGGAGAUGAUUAAAGUCGGGUUUAAUCCGUGUAUUACAACUUAUAACGCGCUUUUGAACGCCUUGGCUCGUAAAGGGGAUUGGAAAUCUGGGGAAUCGGUGAUUCUAGACAUGAAAAGUAAAGGGUUUAAGCUUAGUGAAACCUCAUAUUCUUUGAUGCUUCAUUGCUACUCAAAAGGUCAAAACUUUAAAGGGUUAGAUGCUAUGGCAAAAGAGAUAUACGAAGGGAAGAUCUUUCCAAGUUGGAUGCUUCUUAGAACCCUAAUCCUCGCAAAUUUCAAGUGUCGAUCGCUUUCCGGGAUGGAAAAAGCAUUUCAAGAAUUGCAAAAACAUGGGUACAAACCGGAUCUUGUUAUAUUCAACUCCAUGCUUUCGAUUUAUGCAAGAAACAAGAUUUAUGAUCGGGCCCGCAAGAUUCUUGAUUUGAUUCAUGAAAACGGAUUGCAACCGGAUCUUGUGACUUUUAACACAUUAAUGGAUAUGUAUGCAAGAACUGGCGAGUGUUGGGAAGCCGAAGAGAUUCUCAAAAGUGUACAAAAUUCGGGUAGAAAACCGGAUCUUGUGUCAUAUAACACCGUGAUUAAAGCGUUUUGUAGGCAAGGUUUAAUGGAUGAAGCUAGAAGGGUACUUUCGGAAAUGACAAAUAACGGGAUUCGGCCAUGUAUUGUUACAUAUAACACAUUUGUUGCGGGAUUUGCGGCUCAGGGUUCGUUUUUAGAAGUAAACGAUGUGAUUAGUUAUAUGAUUGAGCAUGAUUGUAAGCCAAAUAUGUUAACUUAUAAGACAAUUGUGGAUGGAUAUUGUAGAGCUAAGAAGUAUCAAGAGGCGUUAGAGUUUGUGGGGAGUAUUAGAAAAAUGGAUAGUUCGUUUGAUGAGCAUAGUUUGCAAAUGCUUGCUUCUUGUGCUCGGACAAAUGUGUUAUGACGAUUUUGCCCUUGAAAUGUUAUUCGUUGUUUUGUGGGUUGAUGUUGCUUUUGAAUAUAUUGCCCUUGCAAUGACAAACUUCCAUGGUGUUGUUUCUAGAUUUGAAGGGCUUGCAACGGAAGGCAAACAUUGAAGAUCACCAAAGGAAAUAAAGCUUCAAGCAAAAUCAAAGGAUGAAGGGUUUUGUGUUAGAGUCCAAGAUUUCAAAACAAAAGUUAUGUUUUAUUUACUUAUUGGUAAGAAAGUAUCGGGUCUCUUUUUGUAUUUAGAGGUAUGUUUAUUUAUAGAUCGGAAUUUUCAUGUAAAUGUUUGUAAUUUAUACCAAGAAUUAUGGGCUUUUUGGAUCAUAUUUGUGUGUGAUUCAUUUUACAUAUGCUUUGCCCUUUCAUCUUAGUGAAUUCCCGAACAAUAAUGUUACAAAAACGUGUAUCUUAUGCAAUAAAAAUUAUAGAUUGUUUUUUAGUUU
Molecule: messenger RNA, 3256 nt
Organism: Lactuca sativa (garden lettuce)
Lineage: Eukaryota; Viridiplantae; Streptophyta; Magnoliopsida; Asterales; Asteraceae
Product: Tetratricopeptide repeat (TPR)-like superfamily protein
Molecular function (GO): protein binding
Source: RefSeq, a predicted model, not a curated record